Messenger RNA from Saccoglossus kowalevskii, 3230 nucleotides. RefSeq lists its product as uncharacterized. Gene Ontology annotation, molecular function: transmembrane transporter activity. NCBI's taxonomy places the organism in Eukaryota, Metazoa, Hemichordata, Enteropneusta, Harrimaniidae. Gene Ontology annotation, biological process: transmembrane transport. The record is from RefSeq and is a predicted model, not a curated record. Gene Ontology annotation, cellular component: membrane.
CAGGUUGUACACCAUUUGCAACUAGUUUGAUAACCGACUAUUUUUCAGAGAGUGGCCGUGCCACUGCGAUUGGUUUCUACAACUGGGGUAUUUACGUCGGUUACAGUAUGGCGUAUGCAAUCGGCAAUUUUAUUACUCAAGCAAAGAGUUGGAGAUGGGCAUUUUUUAUCGCUGGUAUUCCUGGGUUUGUUCUGGGAGUCCUAAUAAUUCUGACUAUGAUGGAACCUGAAAGGAAAAAAAUUCCUAAAGAGAAUAACCAGGAAAUGAAAGUUUCAGAAUAUAAUAGUUUGUCGUUUUGUUCUAAAGUUGGAAGAGUUGCUAAGCCUUUUUGUAACCCGUCAUUGUUAUUUAUUUGCUUCGCUGGAGCUGUCAGAAAUGGUGCUGGUUAUGUAUGGGCCUACAAUACACAGCCAUUUUUCGACCAGUAUUACCCAGAGGUAAACACUGGUAUGUGGUUGUCAUGGAUACCAUUAGUUAGUGGGAGUAUCAGCGUGGUGCUAGGUGGAUUCAUCGCAGACAGGGUGGUAAAGAAAAGUGGACCAGUUGGUAGAAUAUGGGUGAUAGUGGUCAGCUUAUUGCUGGCAUCUCCAUUUGCAGCCUUAACUCUGUGGCUGGCGCCACCAUGGGCUUUUAUAAUGCAAAUACCAACCUAUAUAUUUGGUGAGAUGUGGGUUGGAGUCACCUUGACAGUCAUAGUGGAAUUGGUCCCAUCAACAAUUCGCACUGCUGCAAUCGCCGUUUAUUUUUUUAUUAUUUCUAAUAUUGGUGGUACCAUGCCAUUACUGGUGACUCCAUUAGCAGAUCUUACAAAUCUCAAAAUAGCACUACUUAUAUUGUAUCCAGGAAUGUACGUUACUGGUGCAUUGCUAUAUGUUACGACACUUUUUGUUCUGAAACGAGAUAUCGAUAAAGCACACAACAUGGAUGCUCUGACGUAUUCAUUAUUGAAAGAUUCUGAGAAGUCUGAUGGGACCAGUGAUGUGGAGGAUGAUACAAAGAAACCAUCCUAUGGAACAGUCGAAAACUAAGCAACUAAUUGAACCUAAGUCUGUAAUUUGAAAACAGUUGGCUUAUCAGGAUUUUGAUAUUGUUCAUAUUUUACUGUGUUCAAUUAUGGCUAUAAUUCCCUUAAAUAUUGAAAUGUGCUAUUAUGAUAUGCUUAUAAAUGAUUAUGCAUAAACAAAUUCUGGUGGUCAUGCACUUCAGUUAAAAAUCAAAAUGUGCAUCACCCCUUUUUUUUAGAAAAAAUGGAAUGAAAAACAAAAGAAAAUGAUUUUUUUUGUAAUAAUAUUCAGGUUGCUGAAUUGUUCAAGUUACAGACAUUGAGUUACGGACAUUGAGUUACAGACAUCAGGUUACAAACAUCAAGUUACAAUUUGGAUGUGAUUUCUAAAAUAUAGGAGCGGCCAUUUGUUUAACUCAAUGUUUUCGUAAAUCGAACAAUUCAGCAUCUCAAAAAAAAUCUAAUUGCAAGCACAAAUUUAAUAACUGUUUUAUUUAAAAAGAAAACUGGACGCAUCAAUCUUGGAAAGAAAUUGACCAGAAUUUUUAUUUUCUUUACACUGGGCCUUUUUGAGAAUAUGUAAUAUAUUAACUGGAUUUGAUUUUAAUAGUGGAUAUGAUGUUGCACAGAUAUUCACUGAGUAAAAUUCACUAGAAUUGUAAAGAAAAACCCAUCAAAUAAUUCAUCUUACGGGUACAUAUAAAUACAGAAAUCUCAAAUUAGUCUCUUAUUUUGCUGAAGGUCUGAUAGAGUUUUAGAAUAUUUUGCAGCAUGGCAGCUACAUUUAUAUUUAUUACCACUUUUAGUAAUUUUCUACUUUUUAUCACAUGCUCAGCUGUACUAAGAUUGUAUUUAAUUAUUAAAGCACCAGUUAUAUUCAAUAUCAUAAAAUUUGUAAGCCCCAAAUCUUAACACAUUGACUGCUGGUUCCGUUAUAUUGGCUACCCAUGGAAGCUUCCAGCAAGCAAACCCUUCAAAUAAAAAAUAAAUUCAUAUAAUUUUCGACCGGUAAUUUUAAAAAAAAUGGUCAAGGCCUGCAAUGAAUAUCCAGUUAGUCUAAAAUUUUCUUUUGACCAACAAUGAUUUACAAUGCCUUGUCGGACACUCAGAUAAAAUUUCAACAUUUGCUGCACAGCAUUUUAUUAGACUGGCAAAGUCGGGACUUCUUUUUUGUUUUACAAAAAAAAAUAUAAUUAAUUGUCAAUUUAGCCUUUUUAACGUGAUGGUAAAAACUAGCGUGACUGCGAAAGAAAUCCCAACUGAGCGCAUCUGCAGGUGACCCCCCUUCGUUGGAGUGAAAACCGGAGCGAAAUUACUCCGAUGAUUAUGCUAAUUAAAAGAUGUUGACUAGCAUUGACAACGAAUCAAAGUGCAGCUGUAUACGUCAUCUCUUAUCUAUGUUAAUGUACGUGACCUUUCACUUCUGAGGUCCCGGCGAUUUUGAAAGAAAACUUAUAUACAAUGUACAUUGUACUUUUAAAUCAAUUUCCAGUAAACAUGGAUGAAAGUAUCGCCGUUGCGCUUAACAAAAGUUAAAGUAUCCAUCUCUGCGAUCGAAUCGAAUCAAUCUUUAAAACAUCACGUUUACUUUCACACACCCACUCAUGAAUAAACAAUGACAUUAUGAAUAAUUAAUAUCAGUCAAAUGUCCGCAGAUGCGUCUAGUCAGGAUUUCUUUAGCGGUCAGCUUAGUUUUUGCGCUCGCGCUAAAAGGACUAAAACAACAGUUAUUUCUUUUUGUAAAACAAAAAAGAAGUUCUGACUUUGCCAGUAAAAGCUUUUUAUGUGCAAUAUGUGUCCUAAGGUACAAGACAUAUAAACUGUAUUGUUUAUUUAUUAAAAAUUUGAAUGUACAUUGCACUAAUACCUUAAUGUAGAACGCUACAUAAAAGUCAAAAUAUUGUCAUUUUCUUUAUAUUUUCUUAUUUGAUAUGUUACAAGGAGGAGGAAAAUGAAAUACAAAUUUGCAGUCACCUUUCUCAGUUCAGAGAAAAUCGAUUAAUGAAAUUAGCAUGUUUUACCUGUUUUAGGGCAUUUUCCUAUGGCAUCUCAAAAUAUUGCUCAUUGACAUGUGGUCAAAAAAAGAUAUAUAGGAUUUUCAGAUUUCUAGAAGUAUUAACAAAAAUUGAUAAUAUUUUAGUGGGUUUUUAAUGAGGAAAUGUUUCCUUCGUGGUCUAUGAAAAUUGCUGCUAAAAUUGUAUGCAUUUAUGCAUAUUAUUUCACUGUU